Molecule: messenger RNA, 368 nt
Organism: Bombyx mandarina (wild silkworm)
Lineage: Eukaryota; Metazoa; Arthropoda; Insecta; Lepidoptera; Bombycidae
Product: COX assembly mitochondrial protein 2 homolog
Cellular component (GO): mitochondrion
Source: RefSeq, a predicted model, not a curated record
UCUGUGAAUUUCUUAGACGAAUUUUGAUUAGGGAAUUAUAUAACAGAAAGUUACAAGUUUGUUGAUUAUAAAGUAUAAUAAAACUUAUUUAAGUUAUGCACACGGAUUUGUCACCCCAUUUACACACCGAUGAGUGUAAUAUUUUUAUCAAAAAAUUAGUAGAUUGCCACUUAAAUCAUCCAUUUCGUAAAUUUAUAGGUUAUUGCAAUGAUUAUGAUCGCGACAUGAGGAAAUGUUUGAAAGCUGAAAGACUUCAGAGACAAAAAGCUAAUCUAGAUGAAUCUAGACAACGCCACGCCAAUAUUCGAGCACGAAUUUUAGCCCAGAGCGCAGCAGCCAACUGAUAUAUAUUUAAAUUAGAAAACUUA